AUGGAUUUCUUGGCAGGCCCGCCCAGCAGCAACGUUGCCCGUGAGGCUUCGUAUUCCUCUUUGACUUCGUCUGCUUUGCUGCACACGUUCCCCCUCAUCGACGGAUUCACAGGAGAGGUCUUCACCAUCGACCUGCGUCACCCGCUUCUCCUCGCGUCGUCGGCGGGUGCGUUCUCGCCCUCCAUUUCGCGUCUCUCCACGCCUCGCGUCCCUGAGACGUCCGACGCCUUGCGCGGGCGGCGUUGCACCUGGGAGGGGCUCCAGCGCUUUCUGAUUCACCACGUCGUGCCUGCGCUGCCACGGGCCUCGCUUCGCAGCAGCCCUGACGCGCCACGGACGCCCAGCGAGGAGAGGGCGCCGGUUCACCUCGCCUCCGCUGCCAGCUCGCCUCGAUUUUUUCCGCGGCAGGCCGGCGGCGAGAGCGCCGCCUCUGCCUGCGGGCUCCUGGUGGUCGCGGGUCGGCAGCCCUCGUGCGCUGUGGCGGAGGCCUGGGCGUCUGCGCCGCACCCUGUCUCCCCGUCCGCGUCGCCCGUUGGAGGCUGGAGGAGGCGCGGCGGCGGGGACAGAGAGAGAAAGCGGAGCGAGGAAGUUCGUGGCGACGCCAGAGGGGGGUUGCCAGAGGAGGACGGCGUGGUGCUCCUGCUGGAGCGCACCGCGACCUCGCUGGGGCUCGAGGUUAAGCGCCGCGGCGGGGCGGCGGACGAAGCGAGUUCGCAGAGUCGCUUCCUCGAGGCAGGCGAGCCUGGGCCCAUCUUCUGCUUCCGCACGGAUGUAUUGUUUUCUUCCUGGGCGUCGCAUGUGAAUCCGACGCACCCUCCAAAUAGCCACGCGCUUGUAGGCGCCUCAGGUGCGCUGGGGGGACGCAGCGCCGCUCUCUCGUCCUCGACCCUCAGACCGGACCGAGAGAGCGGCGGUCUACCGGCUGGCUCGCCUGCCUCCUCGGCCGCGUCUCCAGACGCGUUCUACCUCCAUGCCUACGACCCCCGCGACCCGCUGAAUGCGGGGUUUUCUCAAACUUCGCCGUCCCGCGACGCGUCUAGCCAGCCGCCGCUGGCGUUCGGACGAGCCACAGAGGCAGAAGCAGCAGCGGCCCUGCCGCGCGAACGCCGAGCCUCUGGACCUCGCACCCCGUUUCCUUUUCCUCUUCCGUACGCCUCCCCUUCCCUCGAAAAGCGACUCUCCGUCCCCGAGCAGAGAGCGGUGAAGACGGCCUCUGCACUGUGUACCGACAGCGGCUUGCAGCACUUUGCUUGCAACGUGCGGACAGCCGCGCACCUGCUGGCUGCCGGUCGCGCGCGGGCUCUAGCCGCCGCGGCACUCCUGAAGAGACUUCCGCAGCAACGGCAGGCGGCGCUGGUGGUUCAGGCGAAUCUGGAGAGGCACAUCCACGUGGCUUCACGGUGGCUUGCCUCGCUCGGGGCGCGGCUCGAGGAGGAGCGACGCCUCCAGCAGUCGUUGCUGGACGGCCUGCCACAGCUGUUCUCGCUCUUCGAGUCCUGCGUCCUUCCGCAGACGCUCCAGAGUUACGAGAGUCAUGGCGCGUCUGCUGGGCUUCACUCGGGAGGCCCUGAGGGCGCCGCGACCCGUGCGGCCGGUGCGCCUUCCUCCUCCGCGCCGCCUUUCCGCACGCUGGCUGAUGCCCUAAGGCUCCCGACUAUCCAGCGCCACGUGAGGCGCAUCGAGAAUCAGAGGCAACAGGUGUACGAACGCCUGCGGCAGCUAGAGCGGCGGUGCGCAGAGGCGCGAGAGGAGGCCUCGCUGGCGGGUCGUCGCGCGGUGAGCGUCGCGGAGAGAGGCGGGUCUCUGGAAGACGAGGCUGCGCGAAUCGAGGCGGCAGGCAGGGAGCACGAAGUACUGUUUCAUCGCGUACUCGAGGCGCUGCCGCCGCCGCCCAUUGCGUAUUCUCACUACUCGCCCGAUCAGCUGCACGAGCGCCAGAGACUCCAGUCGAACGCGCUGCAGCAGCUUCGCCAAGUCGCGCUGGAGCAAGCAGCGAGCGAGGAGCGACUGGCGCGUCUGUGGGCGAGGAGGGGCGACGAGUUUCUCGGCGCCCUCCUGCGGGCGUUUCGAGGCAAAAUGGAGGUCAAACAACACCACGACGUCGGACUGCUGGUCCGCGACGCCUCCCACCGAGUGGCGGUUUCUGUGCUCCAGCUGGGGCGCCUGUAUGCCGUGCCUCGCGCCUGCGCGCUAGCCGUGCACGAAUGCCAGCGGAGGCGGCAGUUCAGGUGUGCGUACACCGCAGCAGCGCGCGACGCGCAGGUGCAACUCGACCAAGUGCGGCGCGGCGAAGAAGCCUCCCGUCUGCGGUUUCUCGAAACCUGCGGCCACGCUCUGCCAGCCGCGCUCUUUCGCCCUCUCAAGGAGUGCAGCGUCCCGCGGGUGUACGUGCACGGCCCGGGAGACUUCGACCGGAGUCUGGAAGGGCUUGUAGGUCCCGAGUUUCUUUCGGUGCGGCGAGAGGAUAAUCGCGAUGGACGAGGUCCCACUGCGCGUGACGCGCGACAGAAAAGGUAUGAGGCAUGCCACAGCGAGCAAGAUGGAAGCCGCGUGCAGACCUUGGACGAAGCUGAGAUGCGCGGCGGAAACCCUGGAGGUAGCGGAGGUGAGACCAGCGUGGUGGCGGCUGCAACGAAACACCUCCAACUCGAGCUCGCCGAGAGACAAGAAAAGGAGUUGGAGCACAUGCUGCAAAGCGCUUCUCUCUCCGAGAACGCGGCACUCGCGAUUCUGGCGGCCGAAGGCAUCCUCACAGAAAUCGUCAAUCGAGGAGACACGAGCGACAAGGUGCAUCUUGAGGAAGCGGCGAACGCGGAUCUGGGUAUUCUCUUGUCUCAGUGGAGAGGCGAGGAAGAAGCGGAGAUCCAGCUGGGUUCCUUCAGAGAUCACGCGGUGACACUCGCUCCAGGACCUUCUACUGGAGUGUUGGCUGGUGGGGGUAACGCCGCGCGUGCGACUGCGGCCGAGGAGAACCGAAAGCGUGAGGGAGACGUCGAACCCACCGGGUGGCGAGGAAGGGAGGACUGGCUAUCAGCGGGAGCGGCUCGCUUUAACGGCGAGAGUGAUUUGUCUAAAGACGUCCAGAGCAAGCCUCAUAAGGCGGAAAACGCAUCCUUUGAGCGAGCGGCAGAUUCAAUCAAACUCGAGGGGAAGCGGGUCGAGGCUCAGCGUCGUCUCAGCGCCUACCCUAUCCCAGAAGUGACGCCCGCCUCUCCGGUAAAACAACCGCCGUGCGGGAGCGACCAGGCUGCUGACGGGGCGCAUGCAAGCGGGCUGCUAAUGUCGCAGUCAGAUCCUGACUCCGCCUCCUCUCUCUCGCGGCCUCCAUCGGAGCUGCUGGCCUCGCCGCAGCGUGAUUUUGUGCGAUCCGCAUGUGGAGACAGGCCCAGACGCGACGCGGCAUUUCCGUGCUCAGGGAUAGGAGGAGAAGGAGGGAACACAUUUGAGACGGAGGGAGGUGGAUUCCAAAGAAGUUCCGCGGACUGCGUUUCUUCCUCGAGCUCGUCUUCCCCUCGUCGUCCGUGUCUACGCGGCACUUUCCCGAUAGGCGAAGAGAACGCGUCUGCGCGCGCCUGUGGGCUCGCAGGUGCUGAAGCGUUUUCUGCGGCAAGUGGCGCGCACAUUAGCGGGGAAGUUGAGUCGCCUGUGUCGGCGUCGUCUGCGGCUGCCGCCGUCGCGGUUUCGGGUCCCUCGGCGGUCUCCUCGUCUGCUGGAUACACUGCGUCUAGCUUUCCGUACACCGGGGAGGCUCGAGGCAGCGAGAGCCGCAGCCAAGCCGCCGCGCCGGUGGAGGGCGACGGGGGAAUGGAUAUGUCUGCGAGGAGAGCUGAUCUGGACGGCAGCCAGCGCGGCGGAGGAGACGAAGGCGCAGCAGCAGCGGCUGUGGAAGAGGAUAGAGAGGAGAGGAAACUCACCGGCGAAAGCGGCCGCGGGCGCAUGUGGAGCCCAACUGAGUGGAGCUCAACUGAGAGCGAAGACGCGCAGACGAUAUCGCAAAAAACAGACAAAGCGCAUGCUUCGUCUUCUUUCAGAGAUGCAGACGGCGAGGGGAAUUGCCUUCUUGAGGGAAGCCAAGAGGCGGCGACGACCCCUUCUCGGGAUGAAGAUGCCCCUCUUCGACAGACUGAAACCGUGCGCUUGAAGGGACUAGGGGACGGCGAAAGACACGCGCCGAAGCGAGCCGGAGACACGACUGUACACACUCCGGGAGACGAAGGCUCGUGUCGGCUGUCCUCGAUGCAUGCGCGGGCCGGCCGAGGAGACUUGAACGAAAACCGUGAGCCGUCACGAAGCUCGAGUCUCUUUUUCACUCCAAGAGCCGCCCCGCUGGGGGACCCGAGUAACUCAGACGUGGAGGGCGAGCACACGCCCGCUGAGCGUCGUCGCGCCGCGGCGAACGAAGCCGAGGGCGGUGCGGUUGUCGUGGCAGCUCGGGAUUCUUUACCGGCGCCAGAGACAGCCGGGGAGCCGCGGCCAGGCGCAGAGUCGAGCAGGCCCGCAGAGGAAAGCGAUCCACUGGGACACGUCGCGUCUGCGUCGCUUGCGCUGUUUUCCUUCGCUUCUCGUCCUCAUUCGUCUGCAGGACGGGAUCUGGCGUCGCCUGCAGCUGCCUUGCCGACGGAUUCGCAUGCAGCCCCUUCUUCGCACGCGAGGAGUUCGGCUGCCUCAGAUUCUGUUGCAGCCAGAGGCGCUUCCUCCGGCGUUUCUGCGGCCAGCGCCUUGCCUGCGGCUUCAUCAUCGUCUGCAGCCGAGGCCUCAUCGCUCGACCCACACGACGCGGCCUCGACUCUCGUCGCGCUUUUGCCUUCGGAGAUCUUCUCGGCGGGGAACGCAGACGCGAGCGGAGUGCCCUCAAGCGAAAAAGGGUGCCAGAGGGACGGACGGGAUGAGAGUGAGGAAGCGCGCGCGGCGAUGACUCAGAGGACCCCGCCUGCGCCAGCGGAAGAGGCCGAACGCUCGCCAGCCAGGGCCGCGGACAGAGAACUCGCGAGAGACGCUGCAGCCUCGGGGGAGGGGCAAGGAGAGAAGGAGGAAGCCACACAAAGCGCCCAGGCGCUGCCGGCCUCGCCAGAGGCACCCACUGAGCCACCGUCGACGGGGAGGCAGCACGAGAAGCAUCAGGCUGAGCGCAUCGCACGCUCUGAAGACGAGGCCGGCGGGGGAGAGAGGAUGGCGGAUCAAGAACUUUUAUCCGCAAGGCAAGAGGGGGCGGGGGGACAGCCAGGAGGAGACACACCAGGGCGCGGCGAGCCGAACGAACUGGGAGACGCGGAGAGUCGAGAGACAUGCGCCGCGGACGCCCGACACCUGCGGGAGGCGCAACGCAGCCCCAGGGAGGCAGGAGGAACCGAAAGACAAGGAGAGAGAGAAGUAGCGCGAGCAGCACAGGCAGACAGAUGCCCUCACCCACGGUUGAACGAAGAGCCAGGAAAGGAAGCAGCCGUGACGCGAGGGGGGGCCGAUGCGCCGCAGAUCAGCGCAGAGGCAGCUGAGCCUGAGGAGACGCCGGGGGAGACGCCCCAAUCUCCGCGGCCGACUGAAGCCGGCAGCUCGCCCGCAGGCCUCAUGGCGCACCAGGGGAGCGCUCCGGACGUCGAAGGCCUGAGGCUACGGGAGGCGAGGACAGUCGGCGACCUGCAAGAAGAAAGAGAGUACGAACCGCUUGUCCUUGCGGCGCUCGACGACCUCGAAGACCCCAAGGGCGCGGAGACGAGGCAGGAGCGCGGAGCGCGGGACAGCGCGCCCAGACCGGACCGGCCGCAAGAGGCCAGCGAGGCGGAGGACGACCCGCGCCUCCAGCCGCUUCAGGAGGAGACAGAGGAAACCACGCGAGCAGGCCUCGCUGGACACAGAGGCGUGGAAGAGCGUAUGAACGCGUUUGAGGGCGAGGGGCUCGAGGGCGGAUCCUGGCUGAAACAGGCAGCCGACAGAGGCAAACAAGGCGCCGCGGAGGAGCCCAGCGGAGAGGCCUCCCGGCUUGGCGCGGACGCCGAGGGGCUUCUGGGGCCCAAGCGGUGGAGAGAAGAGGAGGGCGGCCGACGCGCGAAUGCAGACAAAGAGGCGGGAGAGGCAGACGCGCAAAGGGAGACGGAGCCGAUGGAGGCGGAUGAUGGCGUGUCUCUGUCGCCUUCUAUCCGUCCGUCGUCGCGGUCUGAAGGCGUUCCUCCUCCUCUCCUUUCUCCUCCCGUAACUGGGCGGAGCGUGGGCGCACACGCGCUGGACGUGGCACACGGCGCGGCAUUGAGCUCGGCGGAAGAAGGAAGAGAAGAAGAACGAGGAGAGGCAGAGAAAGUGCAGAGUUCAGACUCGAGAGACGACGCUGACAACCGAGAAGUCGACCAAGCCGUGGAAGCAGCUGGGCUUUCGGCGGGGCCCCGGGAGGGCCGGGAGGGAGACAGCGGGACGGAGAUCGGCGAAGAGAGAGGAGGCAGGGCUCCUGAAGCCGCCAGGCAUCAGUCGAAUCAAAGGGAAGAAGAAAGGAAACAGACGGGAGCGCUGCUGAGACUCCAAGACGAGGGAGGUGACUGUACUGGAGGCGCUGCAGAGGCUGAUGAAGAAGCAUCCAAGCGCGAGCAGAACAGCAGCCGCCACAUCGGCGAAGUCGGGGGAGAAGGGCCUGACACCUUAGAAGGGGAGUCGAGAGAGAGUGAGAAAAGGGUGCGCGGCGCAGAAGAGGAUGUAGAGCAGGUGGCGGUGGAAAGGAGUUCUGCGGAGUUCUCUGAAGGAAAAGACGACGAGGGGGAAGAGGCGAAAGGGGCUCGCGAAGGAGAGGCGACGGGCAACAGCGUGGAUGCCAGUGGCUGA
Messenger RNA from Besnoitia besnoiti, 6804 nucleotides. RefSeq lists its product as uncharacterized. The coding region runs from base 1 to 6804 and encodes 2267 amino acids. The transcript has a single exon. NCBI's taxonomy places the organism in Eukaryota, Apicomplexa, Conoidasida, Eucoccidiorida, Sarcocystidae. The record is from RefSeq and is a predicted model, not a curated record.